AUGUCAUUUUUGAAAAAAAAAAAAAAAAAAAUUAAUGGCAUUUUCGUAAAUUAUAUGAACUUGUGGGGUGAAUAGGGCAAAACCAAUUUUCAAAAAAAAAGGAGGUUAGUUUUGUGUUUGACUUUAAAUUGUAGGUCAAUUUUGCAAAAAUCCCAAUAAAAUAAUAGAGAAGUUAGCAUUUCCGCUGCCUUUAUUAUUCCUCACUCUUUAGAUUGUCACCAAGUUUAGCUGAGUUCCAAUACUUUGUGACACACCAGCCUGGUCCCUUAAAGCCCAUCAGGUAACCCAUUUAAGACAAGAUGGAGAGAGCUAGUCACUUUCCACAUAACCUGCGUAUUUGCGUAUUUGGCAUGAUGAUAACUUCUUCAUCUCCAACCUCAAAUGGUUUCUCCAAGCGAAUAUUUUCACAACACUUUUUCGGAAUACCCAUGAUAGACAGUGCUACUACCCAUCUGCAGUCGCUGCGUAAACCACUCUCCUUUUCAUUCAAAUAUACACCUUUUUCAGCUUUCAUAAUCCUGUGACCAAGUCCAUUCCUUGUAUGUCUACAACCAUCCAGAUUUCACUUCUCAUAUUCGAGCAUGUCUUGCUCUAGUUAAUUUUAGUAUUUUUGUUAACAAAAAUAUAUUCAUCUUUUCAUUUUAUUUUGUAUUUCUUUAACUCUAAAUUGUGACCGCUUCUUCCAGAGUUGAAUUACAAUCCGAAUAUCACGGUUUUUAUUUGCCGAUUUCGUAAAUAAACCCACAGCUAGACAAAAUUGGCUUCACAACAUAAUGACGCCAAUCACGUUGAAUUGAUCUUUCGUUACUACCAUCCCAGACAGCGAAACGAGGUCACGUACUUUAAAAGUCUUCUCUUUUUUUUUUUGGUCAACAAACUCUUGUCUUAAUAUUCCACAAAAUCGAGUAAAACGAGGUCUUUCCCUUGACUGCAAACAAAAGAAAAACUGACCUUUCUACACUCUCCACACCAUAAAUUAAGCUGAAACUUUCUUAAGAACAAAUACAAAGCCAUGUUCGUGAAGCUCCUCACCAUUGUCUUCUUCAGCCUACUCUCUCAGUUCCCAGAAUCCUCUUCCCAAGCUCUUGACUUCACGUACAAUGGCUUCCUUCCUCCUCUCACCGACAUAUCCCUCGAAGGGAUCGCCACUGUCACGCCCAACGGUCUCUUGAAGCUAACCAACUACACCAUCCAGAAAACAGGUCACGCCUUCUACACCAAACCAAUCCGUUUCAAAGAUCUUCCAAACGGCACCGUUUCUUCCUUCUCCACAACUUUUGUCUUUGCCAUCCAUUCCGAGAUCCCGAGCCUUAGCGGCUACGGCAUGGCAUUCGUCGUGGCUCCUAACCCAAGGCUCCGUUACGCGACCGCAAGUCAGUACAUGGGUCUCUUCAACAUCACAAGCGACGGUAAUGUCACAAACCACGUGUUCGCUAUAGAGUUCGACACGAUCCAGAGUCCAAAGUUCAGUGAUACCGACGAUAACCAUGUUGGAAUAGAUAUCAACAGCUUGAUAUCUGUGGAGAGUUCGCCAGCUGGGUACUGGGACAUAAAAGGCCAGUUCAAGAAUCUUACUUUGAUAAGUCGCAAACGGAUGCAGGUUUGGGUUGAUUAUGAUACUCACACCCAUCAGAUCGAUGUAACAAUGGCUCCGUUCAGAAAUGACAAACCUAACAAACCGCUUGUUUCUGUCGUCAGAGAUCUUUCUUCGGUUCUUUUGCAAGAUAUGUUCGUAGGUUUCUCUUCUGCCACCGGUUCCAUUCUGUCCGAACAUUAUGUUCUCGGGUGGAGUUUCCGGGUGAAGGGGAAUGCUCCACCGUUGGACUUGUCAAAACUUCCCAAACUUCCGAGGUGGGAGCGGAAAAGAAUAUACAACAUCUUCAAGACUUGGAUGCCGUCGGUUUGCAUAUUUUUGAUUCCCUUCUUGUUUAUUUCCACGAUCAUCAUACUCGUCCGCUUCGUCGUGAAGAGGAGGAGAAAGUUUAAGGAGGAGCUCGAAGAUUGGGAAACAAGGCUUGGGAAGAACCGAAUGAAGUUCAAGGACUUGUAUUACGCGACCGAAGGGUUUGAUGAGAAGGACGUUCUUGGAUCCGGUGGGUUUGGAACUGUGUACAGAGGUGUCAUGCUGAAGACAAAGAAAGAGAUCGCUGUGAAAAGAGUCUCGAGCAAAUCCCAUCAAGGGCUGAAAGAGUUUGUGUCUGAGGUAGUGAGUAUCGGUCGGAUGAGUCAUCGGAACUUAGUCCCUCUCCUGGGUUAUUGCCGCAGGAGAGACGAGCUUCUUCUGGUGUACGAGUACAUGCCUAAUGGAAGCUUAGACAAGUAUCUGCAUGAUAGUCCAGAGGUAACUCUGGACUGGAAACGGAGGAUUAAAGUCAUCAAAGGUGUGGCAUCCGCCUUAUUCUACCUUCACGAGGAAUGGGAACAAGUGGUGAUUCACCGUGACAUCAAAGCCAGCAACGUCUUGUUAGACUCGGAGUAUAAUGGGAGACUCGGGGAUUUUGGUUUAGCUCGAUUGUGCGGUCACGGGUCAGACCCUCAAACCACGCUAGUUGCUGGAACAUGGGGAUACCUAGCCCCUGAUCAUGUCAGGACAGGACGGGCCACUACCGCUACCGAUAUUUUUGCGUUUGGGGUGCUCCUACUAGAAGUAGCAUGCGGUAGACGUCCUAUCGAGAUUCAGAACGAGAAUGGUGAUCAGAGGGUCUUUAUCUUGGAUUGGGUUUUUGGAUUUUGGAAUGAGGGGAACAUCUUGGACGCCAAGGACACGAAGCUAGGGACGGAAUAUGACCGAACAGAGGUCGAAAUGGUUUUGAAGCUAGGUUUGUUGUGCUCACACUCCAACCCACAUGCUAGACCAACUAUGAGACAAGUGUUACAUUAUCUCAUGGGGGAUGCAACAUUACCAGAUUUGUCGCCUUCGGACUUGCGUGGGAACGAGAUGAUGAGGUUGGAAAUCCACCAGGGACUUAGCGAGACAGGCAUGUUUACAUGUGGGUCUUCGAUGGUUAAUUCUAUAGUCUCCGCUUCCAGUGGGAGGUGAAUUUUAAAUAUCAGAACCUUUUUGUGUCUUACAUUAAUUGUAGAAAACAUCCCCUAUCGCCACGAGAUGUGGGACCUUGUUGUACGUUGACUUUGAAAUAUAUGAAAUUUUAUGCGUGAAA
This is a messenger RNA of Brassica rapa (field mustard), 3161 nucleotides long. Its product is annotated as L-type lectin-domain containing receptor kinase IV.4. The record is from RefSeq and is a predicted model, not a curated record. Gene Ontology annotation, molecular function: carbohydrate binding; protein kinase activity; ATP binding. Gene Ontology annotation, biological process: protein phosphorylation. Lineage: Eukaryota; Viridiplantae; Streptophyta; Magnoliopsida; Brassicales; Brassicaceae.